AUGUCGACAGUUUUAUUAGCUGCUAUAGCUGUCAUAAUAUGUAUUCUUUUCCGAAUUUUAAAUGUAAAUAGUGAACCUCAAAAGCCUUCGGUACUGUGCUGUGAUAACAAGUUUCUUGAUAAUAUUCUCAAAAUUGCACCAGUCCUCAAUGAACAGUACAUUCCCACAAGACUUUGGGGCUUUAGCGGCCAUGUUCAAACUAUACUGCAUAGUAUCAUCGGCAGGGUAAAAUGUCCCUGGCCAAUAGGCGAAAGAGUUUUUAUCACAGUUCCAGAUGGCUCGACAGUCACCUUUGACAUUUAUCAACCCAUUGACACUAGUUUUCAAGAUGAUGUUAGUAUAGCAAUUUGUCCAGGAAUUUGUAAUACUUCAGAAAGCAUUUACGUGCGCACAUUUGUCCAUUGGGCACAAUACCACGGCUACAGGUGUAUAGUAUUGAAUCAUGUAGGAGUUUUGAAAAAUGUUCCGGUUACUGGUCCGCGAAUAUUCAGUUUUGGUAAAACCGACGAUUUUCAAGCAAUGGUCAGAAACCUAGUUGUCCGUUACCCUGAUACCAAAGUUGUAUGUGUAGGUUUUAGUCUUGGAGGAAAUUUGGUUACAAAAUAUUUAGGAGAAAGCAAACCCAAGCCUCCGAAUGUGAUUGGCGGCAUUUCAAUUUGUCAAGGAUAUUGCGCUUUAGAGGGUACUAGGCAUAUGCUGAGCUGGCAAAACUUCAGGCGAUUCUACCUAUAUGUCAUGACGGAAAAUCUAAAAAAUACGAUACUGCGUCAUCGGAAAAUGCUUUUGUCCGAGGAUCUAAAAAAACGCUACAGUUUGAACGAACACGAAAUUAUUUCGGCAGCCACAUUACCGGAAUUGGACGAGGCUUAUGCAAGAAGGGUACAUGAAUUUACAACUAUUUCAGAAUAUUACAAAUGGAGUUCAAGCAAACAAUAUUUCGAAAAAAUAACAGUUCCCAUGAUAUUCAUUAAUGCUACUGAUGAUCCUAUUGUACCCGAACCUUUACUGGACCCCGUUAAGAAACUCGCAUCUGAAAAAAAUAACACUGCUUACAUUCAAGUAUCUCACGGAGGCCAUCUGGGCUUCUACGAAGGAGGUCUCAUCUACCCAAACCCAGUCACUUGGCUCGACAGAACGCUGGUAGCUCUUGUAGGUUGUCUCACUCUUACUUCUGACGAAAUGAGCAUGAAACCUCGCCAGACACUAGAAAUGUGA
This is a messenger RNA of Psylliodes chrysocephalus, 1215 nucleotides long. NCBI's taxonomy places the organism in Eukaryota, Metazoa, Arthropoda, Insecta, Coleoptera, Chrysomelidae. The record is from the annotation of a GenBank genome assembly.